GAUGUGUGUUCAUACUAUAAUUAUUCUUAUUAUCGUACCUUUUUAUUUAUUAUCGAACAUGCGGCAACACCCUUUUUGUAUCGAUACUAACAUGGCAUGCUUCAAAUGUCAAAUAAUAAACUACAUACGUAUAUAUUUUAAGAUAAAAAAUGAUGCAGAAAUUAUUGAACGCGAGAUACACUCGCAAUUACUUGCCGAUGUGAAUGGUAAUGGAUGUUGCAGUUUUGAAACGAUAUUGCGCACGAACGUCGAUAGAUAGCGCUAGUAUUUGCAACGGACGCGAAUGCCGCAAGAUGGCGGUGACACAUUCUGAUAUUGACAGGUGCCAUGAGAGCAUGGCGGCUAGUGUUUACGACAACUGAUCGCGACCGAUUGAAUUUGCAAGUGACCCGGGUAUCUCGCGUAUUGUUUACGAUCCUACUUUUGACACAGUGUCUUCGUGUUUUAGCGAUCGUACGCCGAACGUUCGUUUGUUUUUCUCUCAAGUAAUCAAGUGUAUCGAUUGUUACGAUCAGUGAAACGUGUGCCCUGUCUCGAAAGUUUUGGAUCAGGUGGUAGAUUUGUCGGUGGAUACAGGAGUGUUUUCGGAGCGGAUCACUGGAAUAUUGCGAGACUCGUCGUUAUCUUGCUAAGCAACAAUGGGAGAAGAACUGUUUGGCGACGAGCAAAACUGAAAUCCGUCGAAGCUGAACUGUACGACAGUUAAUCGAAGAGAGAAAGAGAGAGAGAGUGCGGGAUAAAAUUCCUGGUACAUCCGCGGUGCGUGUAUUUCCGGUAAACGAUAUCGAUUCGAAAGCGACGAUGCAACGAACGUGCCAGAAAGAGGAGAAACAUCGCCUGUGAAUGAAAAAGUAGCAUCGGGAUUCUAUUGAAUCCUCGCAGAUUCAGUGCACGACGCUCUGAAAUCCUACCAACGUCGCGUUUUCCUUCUCGAGAAUUUGUUUUCCUUCUCCCUCGCUCGAUAAAAUCGCGGAUGCCGUCGGCGAUUGCGAAGCAACAGUGAGAGAAGAAAAGUUCGAGACUUCCGUCCUGAAGAUUUGUUUCACGCCUCUGUACGUUUUCGCGAUGGAGUGUCCUUUGCCUCGACGUGCCGAUGAAAACAGUGACUAGUGGUGGGUGGUGAUCAGUGACCCACCGUUUCGAAUGAAGUGGUUAUAGGAUGAUGGUGGAGCGCGUCGAGGACCAUCUCUUCAUGUAUCGACGUCCCGUUUACCGGGUCUUCCAGUACCUCGAAACCACCGACCAUGAGGGGAUGAGCACUGGCGUGGGAGAUGGAGCUGGAGGAGGCGGCGGCGUGCAGGGAAGCGGCGGCGGAAGAAACACGCCGCCCCAUGGAUCGCCCACCCCCAUGGAUAAAGCGACUCUAAAGGUCCAUCUACCUAACGGUGGUUUCAACGUUGUUAAAUUCGGUGACGCGAUCGACGUGAGGGGUAUCAUCUCUUUGGUAACUAGUCGACUAGCAGUCGGGACCAGGCAUUAUAGAAAUCUGUACGCCAUGAGGCUGCAUCACCCUGGAUCGGGAGAGAGUUACUGGCUACAUCAAGACACAACCAUGUAUCAGGUUCAAGAAAAAUAUGAAAAGAAACAUCCUCACUGCGAAUGGAGGUACGAAUUGAGAGUACGAUAUUUGCCGCAAAAUCUGAACGACCUGUACGAAAAGGAUAAAGUGACCUUCUUCUACUACUACGACCAGGUCCGAAACGAUUAUCUCUGCGCGAAUCACGCAGCUCUCGAUCAAGACGUGGCGGUACAACUAUGCUGCCUUGAGAUUCGCUACUUCUUCAAAGACAUGCCACAGAUCGCCCUCGACAAGAAGAGCAAUCUCGAGUACCUAGAAAGAGAGGUCGGCUUGCACAAGUUCUUGCCGCGAUCCGUAUUAAACGGAAUGAAACCAAAGGCACUACGCAAGUUAAUACAACAACACUUCAAAAAGGUUGCCGCAUUGUCUGAACUGGAAUGUAUGUUCAAGUUCUUCGAUCUUUUACGCGCCCAUUACAGAUUCGAUCAAGAGAGAUUUAUAUGCGCUUUGGGGUCGAGCUGGUCUAUACCUGUAGAACUAGUCAUUGGACCAGAUUUAGGUAUAUCUUACAUGGCACACAGAGGAGGAACGGUGCCAACGAGAAUGGCCGAGUUCUCUCAAAUACAGUCUAUACAAACACUGGUAUCAGACUGCAAGGAACAUGCAAAGGCGUGUAUUAAAUUAAGAGUAGCUGGGGCGGCGGAAACGCUUAGUAUAACUUGCUCGAGCCUAGACCAAGCAGAAAGUCUGGCGGAUUUAAUCGACGGGUACUGUAGGCUAGUUACUGGAAGCAAUACCUCGUUAUGGAACAGGAAAGCUGCAUCGUGGAAAAACUAUCCCUGUCCAUGCAAAGAUGCUCAUCCACCAAAGUACAGACAAGAUGGUUCCAAUAGUCCAGAGAAAAAUGUAAGCAAAACGGGAACUAUAUUGUCGGAGGAUUAUGCGGAAAUUGUGGACGAAGAAGGAGAUUAUUCAACACCAGCCACGAGAGACUAUGAAAUAGUUAGGAAUCAAGUGGAAUUAGGUGAAAUCAUUGGAGAGGGACAGUUCGGCAAUGUACAUAAAGGUUCAUAUAAAGGACGGGACAAUCAAGUAAUACCUGUAGCAGUUAAAACUUGUAAAGUCGACGCGGAUCUUGCAACAUCAGAGAAAUUCCUCGAGGAAGCCUACAUAAUGCAACAAUUCGAGCAUCCUCAUAUCAUAAGACUGAUAGGCGUGUGUUCCGAGGCACCAAUUUGGUUAGUGAUGGAAUUAGCCAAAUUAGGGGAAAUGCGAGCUUAUCUACAGUCGAACAAACACCGUCUGGAUCUCGCCACUCUUUUACUUUAUACAUUUCAAUUGAGCACUGCCUUAUCGUAUCUUGAGAGCAAGAAAUUUGUACACAGAGAUAUUGCUGCAAGAAACGUACUAGUCUCUGCACACAAUUCCGUAAAAUUAGCAGACUUUGGUCUUAGCAGAUGGGUGGAAGAUCAAAGUUAUUAUACUGCGAGUAGAUGUAAGUUACCAAUUAAAUGGAUGGCGCCAGAGAGUAUUAAUUUUCGAAGAUUUACAACAUCGUCUGACGUUUGGAUGUUUGGUGUGUGCAUGUGGGAAAUUUUAAUGUUAGGUGUAAAACCGUUUCAAGGUGUAAAAAAUAACGAAGUGAUUCGUAAAUUAGAAAACGGGGAAAGACUUGCAUUACCGAAUCACUGUCCUCCGCGAUUAUAUUCUUUGAUGUCUCAGUGCUGGAGUUAUGAGCCUAGUAAACGACCGACGUUCAAAGAAAUCAGAGAAACUUUGCAUGAAAUUUUAUUGGAAGAGAAACACCAGCAGCAAGAAACAAUGAAACGGGAAAACAGAAGAGUGCAAGCCAUGUCUUGGGGCGCAGACGAUGUACCGCCACCGAAACCUUCGAGGCAACCGCAAAACACGACGGACCAAUCUCAGCUAACCGCCGCAGCACCAGUUUCGACAUAUAUCGUGGCGCAAAGCCCCGAGGUUCUCGCGCAACUUCUCAAGGAUAAUCAAACUAGGGGGGUAUGUCCCUCCGUCUACACAACACCAGCCUCGCCUUUCAAUACCUUAGCCGUGCAAUUUCAAGACGAAGAGCAAGUCUUAACUACCGCCUUAGUUUCAGAUCUACCCUUUUUCGAUCCAGCCAUCUCAGAACCUUCUGCCUCUCAUGAUACUCAUUCAGGAGACUCUACUCUGUCCGACACUAAUUUAGAUUCCCUUGACUCCUCCGACACUCCUCUCAUGUCCAGCCUUAACAUUUCAGACACGACACAAGCUCAGUCCCCCGCUGCCAAUAGAAAGCAGCAGAAGGUUAAAGAGAUGCAAAAUUUGUACGCGGUUAGUUCAAAAGUCGUUGGUAACAUUACUGGAGACUUGUACUCUCCCGUUCAAAAAUUCACAACAUCCAAUGCUAUUCCCGUUACAACCAGCGUAGCCACCUGUGGCGAAAUAUAUGGGCCUGUCGCUAAUUUUACGCAGAGUUCUGCUAUCAUUGGCAAUCUUAGCCAGAGUCCCAGUGUAGGUGGUAAUUUCGGUGAAAAUCCUGGAAACUUUGGGCCUAGUAGCUUGAAUAGUAUCGUAGGAUUGACCAAUCAAAAUCAAUCAAAUUUUAACCAGUUCUCUGCCAAUAAUACGAGUCAGACGUUCGGUGUUGCUCCGGUGAGCCAAAAUUCUAGUUGCAUACAGAAUCCUGCCACUGCCGUCGUAUAUCCUCGUGUACCGAUUGCUAGUUCGGCUAGUGUUGCUAUUCCCUCAUCCAAUACGGAAUGUUUGUACGGGCCGGUACUAAAAUUCCGAGCGCAAAACAUCCAGAACCAAAAUGUCUCCGACUUGAAACCCGUGAACGUGUCGGUUGGAUCUGCCAUACCAAAUGCGAGAAGCAAUUUAGCGCACAUUUCGGCUCCAGGACAAAAUCUACAGCCGAUGCACGCUCAGAGCUAUCAGCAAAUCUAUUCGAACAUUAGCCAUCCAGGGACGCAACCAAUGUACAUGUCACAGUCACAGAAUGUGCAAAACAUCCAGAAACAGAAUCCCAUUCAUCAACCUGUUUCUUACAUCUCGACGCAAUAUACGAAUCAGCAAAAUCAAGCAACUGGCGCUAACCCAAUUUACACGGCGCAAGCAGCCUCAGUUACGGUGGUGCAAGCUCAGAAGAUUCAGGCCCCCGUGUACGUGCAGCAAAUUCAAGCUGGAAUUGCGAGUCACGUACCGUGCUCUCAAGCGAUGAACGUGAAUCAGCAAUUGUCUUUUGAAAUAGCACAAAGUCAUCCCGUGCAUUUCGCCACAUCAGGUGGCUCGGUUCAACCAGCUAACCAACAGCACGUUCAUCCAAGCAUAUCUAACAUUGUAAUGGGGCAACAGUCGACUUCUGUUACCGCUGCGCAGCAUGUCUCGACUCAAGGCAAUGUAGCAAAUCUACCGGCAACUACAACGAACGCAACACAAUAUUUACCACAACCAGUGAUGCAGACGGGAAUCAUAAGAUCGAAUGCUCCUCAGAUGGCAACCGGUGUUGCGAAAAUUACAACAUUCGUAAAUCAAAAGCAAGAUGAACAACUGACAAGCUCGACGGAUGGUACACUCUCUGGAUCACUGAUAUCAUCCGCUGUCAGUGAUAGCACAAUGUCAUCGAGCAGCUCGAUGACAGAGGAGGCACAGCAAGAUCAGAGAACCAUACAGUCACAGAUAUUCGACAGCAUUACAGAAAAUUUCAACAGUGGAAUUGACGACGAACAGAAACUGCUGGAACAACGACUUUUGGAACAACAACGCCAAUCCGAAGAAGAUAGUCGUUGGUUGGCAAGGGAAGAGAAACGCUUAUCCAUUGCAACGAGUGGCGACGAAAGCGCGAGUCCUCCGGUUCCCCGUUCAGUUACGCAGUCACCAAAUCAUGAACAGCACAGCGCUAAUACUGGUUCUAUAGGCUCCGAUAAAAGUACCGAAAAAGUAAUCGUUGUGAAGAAAAUGGAACCUACACCAACCGCCGAUCUGGAUAGAACGAACGACAAGGUAUACGAUUGUACCACCAACGUUGUUCGUGCUGUGAUGUCUCUGUCUCAAGGUGUUCAACAAAGCAAAGCUGAUCAAUAUUUGGAGUUAGUGCGUAAAGUGGGUAUUGAAUUGAGAGCGUUACUUUCAUCUGUAGAUGCUCUAAUGGACAUAUUACCCAUAUCUGCUCAUCGAGAAGUAGAAAUGGCACAUAAAGUUCUUAGUAAGGAUAUGGCAGAACUUGUAACUGCCAUGAAGCAAGCUCAAAAAUACAGUGCUACUACUUUGGAUGCAGAAUACCGAAAAGGAAUGCUGUCAGCAGCGCACAUUUUAGCAAUGGAUGCAAAAAAUCUUUUAGAUGUAAUCGACUCGAUACGUAUUCGAUAUCCAUAUGUAGAUAGCCAAAUUUGUCAAAAGCAAAAUCAUAUUAAUACUUCGCAAGAAUCGAUACCAGAAAGUCGUAUUCGUUCCAGUCAAUCUGGAGAACAAUUUCUGAGGAGAAGUCAAUCGAGUGAACGUCAAGGUACAACAUUCAGACAGAGUCAAAGCGGUGAUCUUUUACAUAGAAUGGGCCAAUCCGUUGAUCGUUCAUUGCAGGGUAGCCAAACUGAUAUUAGUAGUGGCUCUAGUUUAGAAAGAAGGCAUCAUAUCGUCACUAACAGUCUUGAACGUAAUUCAACAACAAGAAGACAAAUGACCACAAAUAGUUUAGAAAGAAAAAGACCAUCGUUAUCUUGUAAUAUCAGUCCUAUGAAUAAUUCGGUUAAUCUUCCACCAAUGGUUCCAGUUACCUGUAAUUUAGUCCAAACAGUUGGACCUGUCAUUCAUCCCAGUCAAACAGUUACAACAGGUAUUAAUCAACAAUCGGUGUUUGCAUCUAAUAAUAAAACGACAAAUGAAACGACAACUGAUAGCUAACAACGAGGUGCCUUGCAUUAAGGAAAACUUCGAAGAAAUUGUACAUAGACCACAUCGUACAAGUUACCCAUUUAUAUCUCAUGCAUAACUCAGCAGCUGGAGAUUUAGUAUUUAUGCUUUAUAGCUCUUUUUAACAUUUAACAAACUUUGUCUAAAUGUACUUAUAGAUAGGACAGUAUUCGUUAGAUGUAAUGGUAGAAUUAUUACUGAAAGGCGUAAGUCACAGCUAUACAGAAAUCACUCCAAAGCUUUAGAAUUAUUGUUAAUUUGUUAUUGUAUGACAUAUAUAGGGUGACACAAAAGAUAUUCUCGAAUUUAAAGGAUUACAAUUGCAGACAAUUUUUGUUGAUACAAAGCUAAUAUUUAAUAUUUUUAAAAUGAUAUUUAAAUUUUAUUACAUAUACUUUAACAUUAUUCAAUAUUAACUAUAACGAGAUUUCUAUUACAAUAUCCAUUACUUCAGAGAUUGUCUUACUGCAUCACCCUGUAACUAGUUAAAUAAUUCUAUAUAUGUAGAUAGAUUUAUAAAUAUAUAUUUAAACGAAUAGUUUAAAAUAUUCUGCAAAAAUUUAAUUUCUUAUAGGACACAAUCUUUACAAAUUGUUUCUAUGAAUUUAUAAUUUAAUAGUCUAUUCUCUGCUAAGAGGAGUGAUUAUAAUUGUAAAAAAAUGGGACUGAAUGUUAUUUCUAUUAGAUAAUUAUUUAGCAAUUCAUACCAAUUUGUGAAAUUUAUAUAAAAUAUUUUAUAAAAAAUAAAAAUCAUUCUUCAGCGGCAAGUCAGUUCCUACAAAAUAUUUCUAAAAAUUUCAUCUUUGCAUAACAAUAGUGUUAACACAUCAAUACAAUGCGCUUGUGACAUGCAAAAAACAUACACAGUGCAUUUAUGAAUCUAUUAAAUAUUCCAUAAAUAUAAAAUAUUCCAUUUUAUACAUUUAUUAUUUUGUACGUUCCUGGGAAAAUUUAGUUUCUCAUUAAAUUAAAAUUAGAAUGAUGAUUAACCAAUUUUUACAUUAUUCAUUAUCUUACAGUUUUGAACAUUAAUGUGCCAAGAUGUGUUUAUUUAAUAUAAACAAAUUUUGCUAUUAACACAAAAAAAUGUCCAGUAAUAUUUUAAUGUAUCAUCCCAGGAAUUUGUAAUUCAUAGUUACGUCAUUUGACACUGCUAUUGCAUCGAAAGUAUCACAUACUUUUCUCUAGAAUUGUGUUAAGUACAUGUAAAUAAAUACUCAAAACUAUCAUUUAAUAAUAAUAUUGAUAAUUGAGUAUUAUUUUUAGAAAUUUCACGAAUGUUUUUAAUAUUUGACACAAAUGAAUUCUACAAUUUAUAAUUACUCAUUUAUCAGAAUUCCAUUGAAAAAUCGAUAUAUCUCGUGGUGUAUGUUUAUAUUGUUUUCAUUAUUGUCAUAUUAUAUAAAGUAUAUCUUUUGUUUUAUAAUUUCUUUACAUAAUAUGUAAUUAUCGUAAGAAUAUCAUGACGAAUAUCAUAAUAUAUAAUGAUAUAAUAAAAUUAUAAGAUUUUUUAGAAUGAUAUUAUUCUUUACGAAAUACGUGACGAAAAAGUUUGAAAAUUAUAUAUCUUCGUGAAAAAAAUUGAUUGAUAAAUCGAAUAUGUUUAAAAAUUCUUUUUUGUUAAAUUUAUUCAAUUAUUUGUACAUAAGUCAACUUGAAAAUAAAAGCCUAAUUUAUUUUAGCUUUACAGCUAAAAUUCUCUUACAGUUACAUUAUACAAGGUUUCGAAAUUUGUAAUGAAAUAAUAAAUAGAUAAAUUAUUUAUAAUUGUUAGUAUGGAUAAUUGUUCUUGAAAAUAUAAUUUACAAAAAAGAAAAAAAUAGAUAUUGGAACAAAAAUAUUCUAUCAUUGAUCCUGUUACUGUUAUCAGUUAGGUGAUAAAGAUUAAGAAUAAACGCAGUAUGUAAUAUUUAAAAAAUAUUUAUAAAAUUGUGUAAAUGUAACUAUGUAUUAUGACCAUAAGUAAAAUAAUAAACAAUAAGAAUGAUUUCAA
Molecule: messenger RNA, 8420 nt
Organism: Frieseomelitta varia
Lineage: Eukaryota; Metazoa; Arthropoda; Insecta; Hymenoptera; Apidae
Gene: Fak
Product: focal adhesion kinase 1
Exons: 24
Coding region: 1160-6418 (1752 amino acids)
Biological process (GO): signal complex assembly; protein phosphorylation
Cellular component (GO): cytoskeleton; focal adhesion
Molecular function (GO): ATP binding; protein tyrosine kinase activity
Source: RefSeq, a predicted model, not a curated record